CUUCCCAAGUAAUGCAGUCUGCUGAAAACGUUUCUCCAAUUAAUACUUUCGAUGUACUAAAUUUUACAACAUUUGCAUACCAAAAAUCAAGUGAUAAGUAUGAAACUGAUAUAGCUUCAUUUAUUUUUGUUUUUUUUCAACGGUGA
Molecule: messenger RNA, 146 nt
Organism: Funneliformis geosporum
Lineage: Eukaryota; Fungi; Glomeromycota; Glomeromycetes; Glomerales; Glomeraceae
Source: the annotation of a GenBank genome assembly